AUGGACCAUAACCUCACACCAAACCCAACGCUUUCAAUUACUGAAGGAGGGGAGACUGAAACAGAAGCCAAGUCACCGAAUUCACUCCCUGCAGACUUGGUCCAUGGCAUACAGCAAUGUCGAGGCAAUACCAUGUUUUGGAAAAAUCUUCAUGCAGAGAUAGUUUCAAAAAUUGUGGAGGGCCAAGCUAGAUGGGGUGUCAUAAAAAACCGCACAAUUCGCUCUCGUUAUCAUGCGCGCAUGCAUCUCCUACAUAUAAAGAGAAUGAAAGAAAAAAUUGAAAUUGCCCCGGCCACUGCAAUUAUGGUAUUCAAGGAAUCAGAAGCAAUGGCCAAGUUGAAGCAAGAACAAGUGGAAAGGGGAUUCGAACUAUUUCGUAAAUUUGCAAAAAUUGUGGAUCCGGCAGGAAACUGGGCCAACAUCACUGUGGCCGGGGUCAUGAAUUUCAUGGGUCGCGAAUUAGUAGGGGAGAGUGGUUCUGGGAAGACGCAGCUUUGUCUCCAACUUACGGUACGAGCUCAGCUCCCACCCUCACAUGGCGGACUAGGGGGCUCCUCCGUCUACAUAUUCACAGAAUUCAGCUUCCCAUUUCGUCGAUUGCAACAACUAGGCAACCUUUAUCAUGCAUCAUACCCCAACUUAAUAAGGUUGGAGCCAUUGGAAGACAUAUAUGUUCAUGGUGUUCAUGAUGCUCAAGAACUCAUCCAUGUCCUUGGAGACAUAGAAGCAUUUAUUGCCAUUGAUCACACCCGCCUACCUGUGAAACUCAUUGUCAUUGAUUCCAUUGCUGCAUUGUUCCGAUCACAGUAUCAGACAAUACCGGCAGAUUUGAAACGGCGGUCUGAAAUGUUCUUCAACAUAUCUAGGACAUUGAAGGGUUUAGCAAAUAAGUUUGGGUUGGCGUUGGUUGUCACCAACCAAGUGGUGGAUUUUAUUGGGCCACAUGAUGGAGUGAAUGGGGUGAGGUUGGGAAACUUGGAGUCCCUGGACACAUCAGGCAGACGGGUGAGUCCAGCUUUGGGACUGGCUUGGGCACAUUGCAUAAAUUCAAGAGUGUUCUUGGCAAGACAUGAGCAAUCUAUUGAGGUUGACAUUCGUAAUGCUCCUUCAACAAGUGCUUUUAUUGUGGCCUGCAGAACCGCACCUUGA
Molecule: messenger RNA, 1149 nt
Organism: Prunus persica (peach)
Lineage: Eukaryota; Viridiplantae; Streptophyta; Magnoliopsida; Rosales; Rosaceae
Product: DNA repair protein XRCC3 homolog
Exons: 3
Coding region: 1-1149 (382 amino acids)
Biological process (GO): resolution of mitotic recombination intermediates; t-circle formation; double-strand break repair via synthesis-dependent strand annealing
Cellular component (GO): replication fork; Rad51C-XRCC3 complex
Molecular function (GO): four-way junction DNA binding; ATP-dependent DNA damage sensor activity; ATP binding
Source: RefSeq, a predicted model, not a curated record